AUGUUUAAUUACCCACGUUUGAAGUGUGCUGAUACUUACAAGAAGUCUCGUGCGACAUACACAAAGCGAGCAACUAAUUCCGGCCAAAUCGUCUUAACUACUUGGUAUUCCUAUAACAACGAACCGUCCCAACAAAAUUUGGUGCAUUGGCCGCUUGAAAGGUCAGGUCAGGUCAAGGAAUUCACGACCAAGUACUUUAACUCUACAAUCAUGUCCAACCUAACACUGGAAAGCCACAAACGGAUACGUACACGCUAUACUAACCAAUUACAAAAAGUUCUAACCCGAUUCAAAGAUACGCAGCUAGAAGAAAUCAGUAUUCAAAACCUGCAAGAUGAGAUAACGCCCACCGUUAUUCACGUAAGCCUACAGCAGUUAGAAGGAGGAGUUGCAGCCCUAAAAGACAUGACCUUAAAGAUUCAACACGCACUAGACGAACUCGCUAUCAUAUUCGAAAAGGCAUACCCGACGCCACGAAAUAUUGAAGACGAGUUCGCACAGUACUCGAGUACCGCUGAAGAAGCGAUUGGCAAUACUUUCGAAUACCUUGUACUCCUUCAUGCUCGGAUCCAUGGCUUCAAGGCUCACGCUAAGCUUUUCGACACCUCCAAAAAUCCCCCAUUACGAACAGUGACAAUUAGGAAUCCACGAUCACUACAGUCGCGAAAAAUCUGGAGCUACCCACAAUACCAAUCCUAA
This is a messenger RNA of Angiostrongylus costaricensis, 699 nucleotides long. The record is from the annotation of a GenBank genome assembly. NCBI's taxonomy places the organism in Eukaryota, Metazoa, Nematoda, Chromadorea, Rhabditida, Metastrongylidae.